AUGUCAUCUAUCGGAAGCAAGCUUUCGCUCACUCUCAGUUAUGUGGUGAUAACGCUCGGCAGUCGCACAGUGCACCAGCUCCUCGCACUCGAGCUGCCCCCCGAACUCCAAGAGGGCGGCCACUCCCAGUUCCUCACAAAUCUUGCUCUUUACGUGACCAUCUUCUAUUUCUCGCUCAAUGCUGUGUACCAGCUAUUCGAGAUCAGAAAGCUGGCCUACGCACGCCAGUUUGUCAAUGCCAUGGCCAUCUCGCUGGAAUUCAUUGUCACAUACGUUUACUGGGGUCUUAGACUUGUCAACAAAGACCUGAUCAUGAAAGGGCCGGGGAUCCCGCUCUCUAUUGAUCUCACCAUCCACGCCCUGCCCUUUGCGUCUCUCGUGAUCGACUAUUUCUGUUUCAUGGACCCCUGGACGAUCUCUAAAAAGGAGGCUCUCGUUACCACCUCGCUCAUGGCAGCCGCCUACUGGUGGCACCUCAAACGGCUCAUUUCUGCCGAGGGCCACUAUCCAUACCCGUUCCUAGACGUGGAUGACUGGCUGCGUGCCGUCAUCUUCGCUGUAGUGUCUCUCCUUGCGUUUGCAGCAUUCUGUCUGUUCAAGCAGCUCAGACAGCCGAAUGCCAAUGCCCCGAAGGUGCUCAAGACCAACUGA
This is a messenger RNA of Ogataea haglerorum, 651 nucleotides long. RefSeq lists its product as uncharacterized. The record is from RefSeq and is a predicted model, not a curated record. Gene Ontology annotation, cellular component: membrane; endomembrane system. The coding region runs from base 1 to 651 and encodes 216 amino acids. NCBI's taxonomy places the organism in Eukaryota, Fungi, Ascomycota, Pichiomycetes, Pichiales, Pichiaceae. The transcript has a single exon.